This is a messenger RNA of Neltuma alba, 1897 nucleotides long. Its product is annotated as mitochondrial uncoupling protein 3. The transcript is spliced from 3 exons. NCBI's taxonomy places the organism in Eukaryota, Viridiplantae, Streptophyta, Magnoliopsida, Fabales, Fabaceae. Gene Ontology annotation, biological process: transmembrane transport. The coding region runs from base 301 to 1224 and encodes 307 amino acids. The record is from RefSeq and is a predicted model, not a curated record.
CAAAGCAAGAGCGCUUGUGUCCCCCUAUGUACGUCAGUACGUGUUUCGCAUUUCGUUCUCAGGCACAAUUGUGCUUCAGGUUCUUACACUCACCGUCGAAGCCAUCAGCGGAGUCUCAUUGCUCGUCGCUCAUCUGUAUCCAUUCCACUGCUUCAAGAGCUUAUAUGAGGGAUCAUUGAAGCCAUAGUACAUACUCGGAUGCAAAACUCUAUGACAAGUUAUUGGGUUACACAGUCUUCUAAGGUUGCCUCUUAAAAUUUCCUUCUGUAGUGAAUCAUUACGUUUAUUUUGUAAUUACCCAUGAAAUCAGGCUACCAGCCCGGUGGUGGUAGACAGGAUAAUGCUGGUACAAAGAUCUUAGUAACAUCACUGUCAGCAGUGGUGGCUGAGACAACAACUUUCCCAAUAGAUUUGAUAAAGACUAGGCUUCAACUACAUGGCGAGUCACUUUCCUCAAGUCAGCCUACCAGUGCAUUUCAGGUAGCAUUGGGUAUCAUUCGUGAACAAGGUCCUCUUGGCCUGUAUAAGGGAUUGUCUCCAGCAAUUAUCAGACACAUGUUCUACACCCCUGUUCGAAUUUUAGGGUAUGAGAGCCUGAGGAGUUUGAUUUCUGGUGAUAGUGGUUCACUUUCUCUCCCUAGCAAGGCUGUUGUUGGUGGAGUCUCCGGUAUCAUGGCUCAGGUCAUUGCAAGCCCAGCUGAUCUUGUGAAGGUGAGGAUGCAAUCGGAUGGCCGUUUAGUGAGCCAAGGUCUUCACCCUCGCUAUUUGGGGCCUUUUGAUGCUUUGAACAAGAUUAUUCAAGCAGAAGGGUUUCUGGGACUUUGGAAGGGUGUUUUUCCUAAUAUUCAGAGAGCCUUCUUAGUAAACAUGGGAGAACUGGCAUGUUAUGAUCAUGGUAAGCAAUUUGUGAUCAGAAAUAAGAUAGCUAACGAUAAUGUUUAUGCCCACACGUUAGCUUCUAUCAUGUCCGGCCUCUGCGCGACUACUUUAAGCUGUCCAGCUGAUGUAGUGAAGACUAGAAUGAUGAAUCAGGCAGCUAACAAGGAUGGUAAAUUCUUGUAUAGUAGCUCUUAUGAUUGCUUGGUGAAGACAGUUAAAGUUGAAGGAAUAAGAGCACUCUGGAAAGGAUUCUUUCCCACAUGGGCUAGGCUUGGUCCUUGGCAAUUUGUUUUCUGGGUUUCUCAUGAGAAGUUGAGAAAAAUUGCAGGGCUCUCUUCUUUCUGAUUUGCACCAUGGCCAACCCUCUUUCUUUCAUUAUAAUUUUUCAAAAAGCCAGCGAAGGUGAUAUCUCUUCUACCAAAUAUUGCCUCAAAAUUCCCCUUAAAGAACAUUUAGGAUGCGCAAAGUGCUAUCCAAAUGGACCUGAUGUUUCUCUGUCACCUUACAGAUUCUGUUGUUCAAGUAUGGGCAAAAGGUGAAAAUUUAUUAUAGGUGAUCCAUGCAUUACAGUUUUGCUGAACAAUUUUUUGUUCUCAAGAUGGCACCCAUGCAAAAUGGGAUACAGUUCAUAAGCUAAGCUUGCAUUAAUAAGGAUGAAUGCCCCCCUUUUUUCCUUUCUAACUUAUGUAUUAUCCGUAUUAUUCUCCUUCCAAAAAGAAAAUUUGGAUGUUAUAAGGUCUGAUGUAUUAUGAGAAUACCAUUGUUUAAUUGAAAGAUAAUCGUGUUCCUCUAUCAAAAUGUUUAAUAUUAUUUGUUUUAAAUGUAGGAAGGUGUUAAUACCCUAAAACAUACUACUAGGGAUUCGUAAUCAUCAGCUGAUUUGGUUGGUUAAGGGUAUGAUAUGUUGUUAGUCGUUAGCGAACAUUAUUAUGAUUUGAUUUUCGUAUUUCUGUAUGCACUUUGGUCUUUUUGACAGUUUUUGCGUAUCUAAGAUGAAGAAGAAAUAACUUGAUUUGCA